This is a messenger RNA of Suillus subaureus, 255 nucleotides long. RefSeq lists its product as uncharacterized. The coding region runs from base 1 to 255 and encodes 84 amino acids. The record is from RefSeq and is a predicted model, not a curated record. Lineage: Eukaryota; Fungi; Basidiomycota; Agaricomycetes; Boletales; Suillaceae. The transcript has 3 exons.
AUGAGUUCGCCCCACUUCGCUAUGCGUCUCAACAAUUUCCUCCAGGGUCGGUAUGGCGCGUCCUUCGCAGCUCACUUCAAGUAUGAGGACACAAGUAGCGGCCCGCAGAACCUUACCGUGUGGACUGGCACUUAUUUUAUCAACGACAUGAAAUACGGUGACGGGUCGGCGACAACUAGGAGGGUUGCGAAAGAGGCAGCCGCUCAGAAAACCAUUGAAAUGUUAGAAGCCGAGGGGAAUGACGUCCCCCCCUAA